Molecule: messenger RNA, 665 nt
Organism: Macadamia integrifolia
Lineage: Eukaryota; Viridiplantae; Streptophyta; Magnoliopsida; Proteales; Proteaceae
Product: EPIDERMAL PATTERNING FACTOR-like protein 4
Exons: 3
Coding region: 130-513 (127 amino acids)
Biological process (GO): stomatal complex development; guard cell differentiation
Source: RefSeq, a predicted model, not a curated record
GGACUCACCUACUCAGCCCACUCAGGUCAUCUCGCAAUAAUAGCAUUUGGCCAUCGCUCAGCUCAGUCUCUUUCUUGAGCUUUUAAUCUUACUCCUAUUUCAGUAGUUUUGGUUUUAUUAGGUUUGGCCAUGGGCGUACUACACCAACACCAUCGCCGACUCUCCUCUGCAACUGCCUUAGCUCUCCUCUUAUUUGCCUUCGCCUCCUCCUCUUCCUCUUCCUCUUCCUCUUCCUAUACCUCCGCCACUGCUCACUCUGCUCUCUCUCCUAUUCGCCAACUCGGUGGAGUAGUAAAGGAAGAGAGAGAAGAGUCUUGGGAGAGAUUAUUGACUGGGAGGAGACUCGCUGGGCCUGGAUCUUCUCCACCGACGUGCCGGACUAAGUGUGGGAAGUGUUCCCCUUGCAAGGCAGUCCAUGUACCUAUUCAACCCGGUUGGAGUACACCUCUUGAAUACUACCCUGAAGCUUGGCGUUGCAAAUGUGACAGGAAACAUGGGGAAUGCAAUUUUUAACAGAGUCUACCGUGAGCCUCUCUCUCUCUCUCUCUCUCUGUGACUUUGCAUGUGUUGGGUGUGAAGUGGGUCUUUUGGUUUCUGACUUUGUCGUUUUAAUUCAAUUAUUAAGAGAGCCAGCAAGUGAGGUAAUUAAGAAGAUGGGUUGGUAA